Molecule: messenger RNA, 1354 nt
Organism: Dermacentor albipictus
Lineage: Eukaryota; Metazoa; Arthropoda; Arachnida; Ixodida; Ixodidae
Product: A disintegrin and metalloproteinase with thrombospondin motifs like
Biological process (GO): proteolysis
Molecular function (GO): metalloendopeptidase activity
Source: RefSeq, a predicted model, not a curated record
UAUGGCAUUGUGUAUCCAACGCUGCUUAGCUCACGAGAUUCUGAUGAAAAAAAAGUAUUAAGAAUAAAUGAGCGCAUGACGCUCAAUCUGGAAAGGAGCCAAGUGUUCUCUGAUCAAUUUAUGUUCAUAUCCGAAGAAAAUGGAGAGCGAAUUCAUCUACCUAUGCGAAAGGAUGAUUAUGAGAAAGAUUUGUAUCAUGAUCAAGAUCUGAUGGCUUCAUUAAUGGUCCGCACGGAUGAUGGUGUACACGUGGAAGGCAUCAUUAAUGACACUCUGCGCAUCAAGCCUCUGUUGCAAAUGGCCCGUUCCGAAGAAGGCCACAUUGCUCAUAAGUUGUUUCAAAUGCCCCACAGAACAGACAAUCCUACCAAGCACAGAGACUACAAGGCUCGAAGCAGUGGAAAAACCUACUACCCCGAAAUACAUAUCGUGCAAGACUCAGUACAUGCUCAAGUAUUCGGGUUUAAAAAGAGUGAUGUCAUCAUGUACUUUGGUGUCUUCUUUAACGCCGCUGAAAAGUACCUUGUUCAUCCCAGACAGGACCAGUAUCAAAUUUUAGACGAAGAGACGCUGGCAGAGUUUAAGCGAUAUUAUGAAAAUAAAACUGAGUAUACUUACUCUGACUUGGUAUAUCUAAUCACCGGGCGUGACAUGGUCUUCUAUGAGAACGGAGUUCUCCAGACCUGGGUCGGAGGGUACUCGUAUGUGGGAGGAUUUUGCCAAAAAUUUAAAGUAGGCAUGAGCGAAGACCCCCCCGGGAGUUAUUAUGGCGUCCAGGUGUUCUCUCAUGAAGUUGGACAUUCGUUAGGCUGUGUUCAUGAUGGAAGCCCUGCACUACCAGAGUUGCCCGGGCAUAAAGGUUCUUCGACAUGCUCUUGGGAAGAUGGUUAUAUGAUGAGUUAUGUGAUGGCAGACAGUAAAAUGUACACUUUCUCGAAGUGCUGCAUCGCUGACAUCACCAACCUGCUGAGCCGCUCCGAGUGGAGCUGUCUGAGUAAGCGACAGCGCAAACCAAUCAAGCGGAAAGGCUUACCCGGCCGGCAAAUAUCUGGCAACGAAUACUGCAGACGCUGCUACCCAGGCAGAGCUGGAAUGCACUACAAUAAUAAAUACGGUGUUAGAGACUGCAAGCUACAAUGUGAGGACAACCAAGGUUCCUACAUACUCGGCGUGCCCGAUGGUGUUCCAUGUGAUGUGGAACGAAAAGGACGCAAGCACUGUGUCCUAGGAGAGUGCAUCAAAAAUCACGGCGAGUAACCGAAAAGAAAGACAUGCAUUACAUUUGGAUAUUGCAUUUUUCAAUGUUCACUUCCAUAAUUGCUGGCUUUCUUCGAAUAAAAUGCGUGGAUCGGAA